This is a messenger RNA of Musa acuminata subsp. malaccensis (wild Malaysian banana), 1253 nucleotides long. RefSeq lists its product as uncharacterized. The record is from RefSeq and is a predicted model, not a curated record. Lineage: Eukaryota; Viridiplantae; Streptophyta; Magnoliopsida; Zingiberales; Musaceae.
GUUCCUCUGCCCCUGCGGAACACGCUAUCUGCUAAACUCCUCAUAACAAACCACCACCUUCCCCUCCUCCAAACGGCAGCGGAAGAAGAAAGGACGAGGCUUUCGUUUCCUUUCUCCUUCUCCUCCUCCUCCUCUCCCCUCCUGCAUCGCCGUUUUCUUUCCGUGGGAACGGGGUCUGAUCUGUACAGGGUGGGGGGAAGCCGGGAGAUGGGCGGCCGUCGGAGGUUCCCGUUGUCGCGCCUGGAGGUGGCGGCGGCCACGGGGGUUUUGGCGAGCUACAUGUUGGGGCUCGUGGGGCUGUACCUGACGAUGCCCGCCUCUGACUAUCGCUUCCUUAAACUCCCUCGCACCCUCGAGGACCUCCGGAUCCUCAGGGAUCAUCUAGAAAGCUACACAAGCGACUACACUAUGCAGGUCUUGAUGUGCUACUUUACAGUUUACAUCUUUAUGCAGACCUUCAUGAUCCCAGGAACUGUGUUUAUGUCACUACUAGCUGGAGCCCUCUUUGGAGUUGCUGGAGGCAUGGUUUUGGUGAUUGUUGCUGCAACUGCCGGUGCCUCUUCCUGUUUUUUCCUGUCGAAGAUGAUAGGAAGGCCCCUGGUUUUCUCAUUGUGGCCAGAAAAGCUGACUUUUUUCCAGGCUCAGGUUGCAAAACGAAGAGAGAAGUUGUUUAACUACCUGCUGUUCCUUCGAGUCACGCCGACACUGCCGAACACAUUCAUUAACAUGGCUUCUCCCAUAGUCAAUGUGCCCUACCGUGUUUUCUUCUUAGCUACUUCAAUUGGGCUCAUCCCUGCAGCAUACGUCACCGUGCGGGCAGGAACAGCUCUUGGUGAAUUAAAGUCGGUGGCCGACCUGUAUGAUUUCCAAUCAAUAGCUACAAUCUUCUUCAUAGGAAUUGUUACAUUGACACCUACAUUUUUAAGCAAGGGUCAGAAGUGAAGUGCAUGAUCUCAGUUGGAAACAAUCAUUCCUUGGAUGCAAAGUUAUCUGAUCAUCCAUCUGUGUAUUUCAACUUCAGUAGAAGACCAUUCUCUUCCAAUCCUCAUAGAAGACUCGAUCUUCAGUGGCAAUAGCCAACAUGGGUUUUGCUUGGAGUCAAUUCUCUGAUGCUAUGCUAUGUUUGCUCAGUUGACCCAACUUAUCUGAACAACUUCUGAUGCUCGCUUCUACUGAACAUGUAAUCAAAUAAAUCAGCCAUUCCUUCUGUGACCUGCCACAUUAAAUGAUUAAGAAACAUCUGUUGAGUGCUA